CUUGAUCAGUCACCGCAUUGCCAACAACCAACAAAAAAAACAAUGGCGGCAACUUUCGCGAAAACCCAUGUUGAAUCCCAUGCUCCAGAGCCCAUCAAUAUUCACAAAAACAUCUUGAAAACGUUUAAUUCAGAAAGUAACAGCAGCCCAUAUUGGUACUCUGCAGAGACAGGAAUAUACAGAAGUUUACACCCUUCUGUAGAACUCCCGUCCCACCCAUUUCUCGACGUCGUUUCCUUCAUUUUCUCACACAACCAUGGCGGUGUUUCUGCUCUGGUGGAUUCCAAAUCUGGGUUCUCAAUUUCCUACCGGGAGCUGCUCUCUCUGGUCAACUCCAUGGCCGCCGGUCUCCACGGAAUGGGCGUUUCCCAAGGGGACGUGGCCCUGAUUUUGCUGCCCAAUUCUGUUUAUUUCCCUGUCAUUUUCUUGGGUCUUUUAAGCGUCGGCGCAGUAGCGGCCACCAUGAAUCCUCUCAGCACUUUGGCAGAGAUAAAAAAGCAUUUGUUAGCUUUUGAUCACUAUAAUAUACGCCUGGCGUUUGCCACUCCUGAUCGAGUUCAAAAUCUAGGUUCUGCAUUGGGUAUUCCGGUUAUCGGGUUGCCGGAAAUUUCAAAUCUUGAUUCUACGGGCAACAAUUCCGGUUCUGAUUUUCUCAAGCUGAUCUCUUGUGACCCAAAAUUGGCUCCAAACCCAAGAAUCCGGCAGCAAGACACGGCGGCCAUACUGUUCUCCUCUGGCACGACGGGGGGCUGCAAGGCCGUGGUGCUCACUCACGCCAACUUCAUAGCUAUGGUGGAGCUUUUCGUGAGGUUUGAGGCUUCGCAGUACGAGUAUGCGGCGACGGGGAACGUGUACUUGGAUGUUGUGCCGAUGUUUCACGUGUACGGGCUGUCGCUUUUCGUGAUGGGGUUGUUGUCGUUGGGUUCGACGGUUGUGGUGAUGAGGAAAUAUGAUAUUGAGGAUGUGGUGAGAGCCAUAGAUAGAUAUGGAGUCACCCAUUUUCCCAUGGCGCCGCCAUUGUUGGUUGCUUUGACAAGAAGAGGAAAGGCUACUGUGGGUGCAGCUAAUUGCAGUCUGAAGAGUCUGAAACAGGUUUCUUGUGGAGCAGCUCCGGUCAGCAUUGCUUCCAUUCAAGACUUUGUUCACACAUUCCCCCACAUUGAUUUCAUUCAGGGUUAUGGCAUGACAGAGUCGAGUGCAGUUGGAACACGAGGUUUCAACACUGCAAAGCUUCGUAACCAUACUUCUGUGGGACUUCUGGCUCCUAACAUGGAAGCCAGAGUGGUAGAUUGGACCACUGGUUCAUCCUUGCCUCCCAACUCCAUGGGGGAGCUAUGGCUGCGCGGUCCUGGUAUCAUGAAAGGGUACUUGAAUAAUGGUGAGGCUUCCAAGAAUGCUGUAGAUGAAGAUGGGUGGUUCCAUACCGGAGACAUUGUGUAUUUUGAUGAAGAUGGGUAUCUGUACGUGCAUGACAGGUUAAAAGAGAUGAUAAAAUACAAAGGUUUCCAGAUUGCUCCUGCUGAUUUAGAAUCAGUCUUGAUGUCUCACCCACAUAUUACAGACGCCGCAGUUACCUCAGCCAGCAAUGAAGAAGUUGGAGAGAUUCCUGUGGCUUUUGUGGUCAAGACAGAAGGGAGUGGACUAUCCCAGGCAGCUGUGAUUGAUUUUGUAGCCAAACAGGUUGCACCAUACAAGAAAGUUAGGAGAGUCUACUUUACAAAGUCAAUACCAAAGUCUGCUCAAGGAAAGAUUCUGAGAAAGGAGCUUAGGACCCUCCUGAUAACUUCCAAAAUAUAGAGGGGACUGAACUAGCUAGCCUGAUUAUGCAUGGUUACAUUGUUUCCAGUUCUGAGAUUAUCUUAAUUAUGUCAUAAUCUAGCAUGGGUAUAUCUGUUUAUAUGUAUCAGAUCAUAUGAAAUAUAAUGCUGAAUAAAGAUGUGGGUUUCCUAGUGCUA
Ipomoea triloba (trilobed morning glory) is the source of this 1955-nucleotide messenger RNA. RefSeq names its product 4-coumarate--CoA ligase-like 6. Bases 43 to 1797 code for a protein of 584 amino acids. Gene Ontology annotation, cellular component: peroxisome. Lineage: Eukaryota; Viridiplantae; Streptophyta; Magnoliopsida; Solanales; Convolvulaceae. Gene Ontology annotation, molecular function: CoA-ligase activity. The record is from RefSeq and is a predicted model, not a curated record. Gene Ontology annotation, biological process: ubiquinone biosynthetic process. The transcript has 6 exons.